Saprolegnia parasitica CBS 223.65 is the source of this 5271-nucleotide messenger RNA. RefSeq lists its product as hypothetical. The transcript has 2 exons. The record is from RefSeq and is a predicted model, not a curated record. Lineage: Eukaryota; Oomycota; Saprolegniomycetes; Saprolegniales; Saprolegniaceae. The coding region runs from base 1 to 5178 and encodes 1725 amino acids.
AUGGCGUCUCAGGCAGCGCUCUCGUCGCGCCAGCGGGCAGUUGCCGUCUGCGGCGUUGUCUACGUGCUGCUUUCGCUCGUCGGUGGUGUGUGGUACCUCCGUCUUCUGGGCCCUAGCUUCGCCAACGACCUCUGGUGGGCCCACUACAACAUCUCGGGCCACCAAGCCUACCUCGUCGACCUUGUCAACCAGCUUCUUUUGACGCAUGACAAUGGCACCGUGGAUCCGUUUGCCGCCGCCGCAGUGCUGCCCAAGACGUACCUCUCGCCCGAGUCGAGCACGCACGUCUUCUCGUCCGACAUUCGAGCGUUCACGCUCGGUCGCCUCACGUCGCUCGAGUAUGCAGUCCCACAGCUUCGCGAUUUGGGCGCGUACUGGGCUCUGCGCAUGAACACGCAACACUGCUGGAUGGACUUUAACAAAACGUUCCAAGUCGCCCACACGCUUGGCCGCCAGCGCCGCUGCGAGCGCUUCUACGCGACCAAUGGCGCCGUCUUCAUCGAGGCCAUGUUGCGCAACCAAAACAUCCCCGACUUUCUCGCGCUCUGGGGGGUCACCGGCCAGCGCUUCAACGUCGCGUACUACCGAGGUCUUGUCGAGACAGCGCGCGGGCAAGCGUUCUGGGCGCAGGUGACCAGCGUGACGACGUCCGUGAUCGACGAGAUUGCGUACUGGAGGUCGUUCAAUGUCUCCCACUUUGCGCUGCAGUGGCAAAACCGGUGGGGACCCUCGAUCACCGAGACGAUCGUGAUGGAAAACGCUUUGGGGAUGCAAAAGCAGAUCAUCCUCAAGGCGCUGGAUCAAGUCACGGGACCGUGGUCGUCCCAGACCAUGCACUGGAUCCCGAUUCAAGAUACCUUCAACGCCCAGGCCAUGAACCGCAGCUUUCUUCAAGGGACGAGCCGGUACUUUGGCGCCAACAACUCGGCGCUCGGCUUGAGCGCAAUUAGCCUCGAGGUGUACCGAGGCAUCGCCGACGCCCAAGGCAACCUCGAAGGCGUCGCUCGAGUCUUUCACGACACGAUUGGACCGUACUUGAGCAUUGACUUGCGUCUGUGCUUGCCCCCCGCCAGUCUCGUUGGCCUCUACAACCACUUUCAACAAGUGGUCAUGGACCACGUGCGAGGCUCGGAAGCAGCCAUGACAGCGUUUCUCGCCCUCCCAGAGACCACCACGUUUUUGCCAACACCGCUGGCGUGGACCAACAUGACGUUCUUCGGCGGCAACCCCAUGUGUUCGUCCGGUGUUCCGACCCCGUUCGUACAGCAGUCGUUUGACUUUUACGAUACAUGCGCGCAGCUCGCACCGCUCUCACUGCGUCUCACGCGACUCUCGAUGUUGUUUGGACUGCUGGUCACGCCACGGACAGCCCUACCAGAUAUUUGCGCCACGACAUCGACACCCAACUGGUGUGCCUUGUCGCCGGCGUCGUCGCUGCUUGCGUCAGUGUCCAUCCCUUCCGAGAUGCUACGGCUGCAACGCGACGCUUUCAACGAUGUCCGAGCCAUGAACGUCGGGCUUGUUCAGUUUGUCGCUGCAGGUAACUCGAGCCAUAUUGCGCUGGACCAUGUGCCGCUGGUCGACUGGCCAUUCUUUGGCCAUCACAUCGUGUUCGAGUGGGCCGCUGGACUCCGUGAAGUGCUCUUCAUCGAGGGUGAUGUCGGCGCCGUCACUGUCGUCUCCAACGCAUACGCGGGUCAGCCGUACAUUACGAGCAACACAUCCUUCGAGACGGCGACGACAGCACUUUUGUACCUUGUGCAAGUCACGACAGGCCUCCUCCUCUUUGUGGGCGUGCUCACAAUGGUGUACGUCACCCUCUUUGCCCGCGGCCGUGUCCUCGGCCUCAACCUCUUUCGGUUCAACCGGUUGGUUGGCGCCGUCUGGAUCGGCCGACCGCUGGUCGUUCUCCGUGGUAUCAGCGCGCUUUUGCUCCUUAGCUCGGCCCAAGUGAGCUUGCAAGUGACGCCAUUGGGCACGACCUUGGCGCCACAUCCCCGCUCCAUCGGCAACGCGAUGGUCAUCGCCGGUGAAGCCACGUGGCUCACGUACGUCAUCAACGACGUGCUUAUCGUGCUGUUACCAAGAGACGUCACGACCCAGUACAGUCCGAGAAGCACCUGUCUUGUCUGGCUGAGCCUGGUUGUUCUGGAAAUGGCGUCGCCCGUGCCGCUCACCAUCACGCUCGACCGACAAUGUGUCGGUAAUGACAUGGACUAUGGUCUUCUCUGCACGAGCGGUGUCAUCUCAGUCGGCAGCUACACCCGACUGCUGACGCUAAUCAGCAUCCACGUCAGUGUCGUCAUUAUCACGGUCGUCGCGAGCCUACUGGGGCGUCGGCGACCGCCAGCGGACGUCGACACGGAGCCGAGUUUGCACUUUUCCAGUGCGACAGCUCUGUUUGCGACGCCAAUGGCGGCAGACUUCGACGGCGCCACGUUUGAUCUCGUGACGUGCGUCCUCUGCGGCUUGGUGCCAGUGUGGUUCCAGUCCGAGUCGUACGUCUUCAACCUGAAGCUCUGGCACUUUGUGGCCGACUGCACCCAGAAAGCGCGCCAUCUCAAGGUCUUUCGUCCGCCAUCCAUCAACGCCUAUACCAUGAUCCACGUUGCGGGGCCGCGAAAAGAAGAGAUCCGUGCAACGCUCAAGAAACCCUCAAAGAUUCUUUGGAUGACCAAGCAACGCUCCAAUCGGCUGGUGGCGUUCUUGGCCUUGGGCCAUACAGUAUUUGCAGUCGUCAGCAGCGUUUCGUACUUUCAAGUCUCGCAGGUCCACCUCGCCAACGACUACUACUGGGCCAACUUUAACGUCACGGGCGCCCACGCGUUUUUCGCCAACUGGCUAAACGAACAGCUCGUGCUCGGUCUCUCCACAACGGCUCUGGAGCUCGACGCACCCAGUAUUACGCUACCGGGAGCUUUUGCAGCCCCCAGCGCCGCGGUCAGCGCCCCCAACAACUACGGCGCGAUGCUGCAGCAUACCCAGCUCACGACUAUCGAGGUUGCCAUUGCCGGCCUCCGGGCCUCGGACGCCUGCAUGGCUCCCUGGAUCUUCUCGCCCUACUGCUUUCUCGAUUUUGAUCGGACGUUCGAGGUCGCCUACUCGACAGCGCGCCAAGCUCGCUGCCACGCCAGCAUGAGAGCCAACGGUGCCGUCUACCUCGAGUCUCUCUUGCGCAAUAUCGACUUCCGCGACUGGACGGCAUGCUGGGGCAGUGCGUUUGAAACCGCGUUCGCUCGGGACCUGCGCGGGUCCGUGGCCGGCCAGAAGUGGCUCGAUAUGGUAUCGGCGAGUCCAUUGCCCCUAUCAGUUGAAGUCACCUACUGGCGCCAACAGGGAGUCGAGCGCUACGACACGCAGUGGCAAAACUACAAGCGGAUCGGCGUCAUGAACAGCUACUCGAUCACGAAUGCCUACGGCGCGUCGCAUCCACUCACUCUCAUGCAGCUCAAUGGCGCCUACCGCGUCGACAGCCAGACAACAUACAAGAUGUACUGGUCCCUCGCCAACGACUUGAGUGCGAUCAUGCGCAAUAGCAGUGGCAUUGGGGGACGCAGUCUCUUGCGGAGCAGCAGUCACUUUGCCUUUCUCAAUACGACGCUCCAAGCCGUGUUGAUAGCGAACGGGACGCUGACGUCGCCGCUCCAAAACGGACUGGAGGUCGUCUCGCAGCGACUGGGGCCGUUUGGUACCGUCGACAUGAUCUACAUGCGUGUGCCCCCACUGAUCGCUUCGUACGGCGGCUCGCUGCUCUGCCCCGAGUUCUCUGCGCCGAAAUCGGUCACGAGUGGCUUCUCCAGCAUGUUGGCGUUCGAUCUCUCAUGCAUCGCGGCCUCUCCGGUUGUGAGCCGGUCGAUCCUGACGUCCCAGAGCUUUAUCGCGUCUGCGAUCCUCUCGGGGCUCAGUGCGGCGACACCUCCCGUCAACAUGUCGCAAGUCUGUGCAUAUGACCCGACAAGCUUGGCGUCGUGCCUCCUCACGCUCCAGCAGUCCCUUGAUUUUAUACAAAUAUACAUGCCAGCGUCCCACGCGCUCCCAGUUCCGUCCACGCACGCGCUCGUUCAGGCACUCGACAUUGAGUUCAUGCUCUACGCCAAGGUCAACGGAUCGCUGCAGCUGCUCCACACCAACGUUCUGGACCCAGCCGACCCUGGAUUUCACUUUUACGGCUGGACGUACCUCUACGACUGGGUGCUCGGUCGGCGCGAAGUUAUUUCGUUCCAAGGCGAUGCAAGUCGUCUCAACCUCUUGAGCGACUACCAGCUCCCGCUUGCGCAGCAAGUCCAGGCAUCGAACCUCGCCGCCAACCUCGUUUUGUAUUUUCGAGCUGGCGUUCAAUAUGUCACGGUCAUGAUGCUCCUCGUUUCGGCGGUUGCCGUUGGCUACAUGCUCCGGUCGCCCACGUGUUUUCAGGGCAGCAAUCUCUUCAAGCUCAACCGCGUCGGCGGUCUUGUCUGGGUCGGCCGACCACUGCUUUUUCUCCGGAGUGCCACGGCCAUCUGCCUUCUCUGCACGAGCGGCGUCGACCUGCACUUCUCGGGCUACCUCAGCUACUUUCAGGUCGAGCCCGCGCCGUGGUACAAGGUACUCCUCGCGGCGUGGGAGGUCUCGUGGUUCGUCGCGGUCGUCGACGACAUCUUGCUUGUCGCGACGCAAGAGUACGCUUCGUACUUUGUCUUCCCCAACCUACUGGUGGUGUGCGCCGUGGUCGCGAUCCUUUCGGGUGUGUCGCCCGUUGCCGUCGCGCUGCACGUCGCACCAAAGUGCGUCUAUGCGGAAAUGGACUUUAACGUCGUCUGCGAGAGUGCCAACAUUGCCAUUGGCGACCCAAGCCGCUUUGGGACGCUCCUCCUCAUCAUGGGCACGAGCCAUAUCGUGAGCUACUCGCUUGCGAAGCGGAUGGUAGGACCUAAGCCGUCGAGCCCCGUGCACUCGCUUUUGCUCUCGCUUGGCGCGCGGUAUCAUUUCAACCACACGGCUCGCAUCGUGCAUGGCGUCUACUACCUGGACCGGGCCUCUGCCGCGCUCAACGGCAUCCUCACGUACAAGCUCGGGUCGACCAUGUUUGCCUUUGACAUCAAGCUCUGGCGCUUCUUCGCAGCGCCGAUACGCAACGCCGUCGACGUACCGGGGCUCGACCAAGCCACGUUAAAUGCGUCGUUUCCGCUUGCAGAGUAGAUAGAAUUCGCUCCGUUUACGGUCUUGAAGGGACUCACUCGAAAAAUUUAUCGUGCCGCCUCGACGUAAAAUGUAAAACUUCAAGUACCCCAC